This is a messenger RNA of Desarmillaria tabescens, 1704 nucleotides long. RefSeq lists its product as uncharacterized. The record is from RefSeq and is a predicted model, not a curated record. The transcript is spliced from 7 exons. The coding region runs from base 51 to 1595 and encodes 514 amino acids. NCBI's taxonomy places the organism in Eukaryota, Fungi, Basidiomycota, Agaricomycetes, Agaricales, Physalacriaceae.
GCUAGCAGUAUCAGUAGCGACCCACAGGCACAAGUAGCCAGCCCCCUACUAUGGCACUUCCUGUCGAGCUGAUUGCACGUAUCCUCACUGAAGCUUGGAUCAACUUACCCGCUUCCACUGAAGAGCAUAUCAAAACUUUCAUGAAUUUAUCCCUCGUGUCCAAACAAUGGGCUGCCAUCAUGAAAGAGGUCAACUCAAUGCACUCGCUCAUCCCCUUCUCGUACAACGGAGGACAACUAUACACCAUCAAGUCGCUGUCCUCAAUUUCGAAUCCAAUGCUUUGCCACACUCUAACCUUUCGGGUGAACUAUACGGUCACACCGCAACGUCUUGUAGUUACCGGAUGCGAACCUUCUAUUGUGGUAAAUCAGGGGAUAGAAUCCUUUCUUCGGAAGUUAUUCUGUGGCUCUAACACACCUCGCCACGGAAUUCAUAUCUUUGUUGACUAUUUUGACGAUUCCCGAGUGCAUGUCCCCAGCUUCUGGAUUCCCCCCCAGAUCACACGGCUAACGAUCGUCUACCGCUAUCGUUCUUGGAUAUCUGACUGGAUAGAAGCUCGACGUUUCCGUCUCUGCGAUUGUGAGAGAUCCACCGUCGACCAUGACCAAGUCGAACAUCUCACCAUCUUGGGGGCCACGUCUGAGUUAACAAGAGGACUGAUUACCCCUCUCAACAAAUGGAAAUGUCUGUCUUCAUUGACUAUAGAUUCGUCUGUCCGAGAUAUCGGUAUUCCAGUCUCCUCUCGGAUCUCUGUCAUUAGACGGAGUGACGGUCUACGGUACGAGACUGUGGAGCCUAAUUACGCGUGUCGUGUUAUGUUUGGUGAUCAAUAUCACCGGGCAUAUUGGUUCUACAGGUCAAGCAUUGAUAUUUUUGACAAACGAGAUAUACCAAUGCUUGAACAAGUCAUUCCACUUGGGUCCGUGGGCUACAUCGACCCGCUGACCAGGAAAUUCAUUGUAUUGUUCAAUGCCAUGGAUCCAGGAUCGUUAACGGACGCACGGCUUGACUCGAUCCCUUCUCUUCUUGAGAGUGGCGUGACAAAGUUAAUCGUCAACCCGAAUCAUUCUUCUGGCCGAGUGUGGGACCAUAAACACCCGUAUUUAGAUGUGGCAUCUUUGUUCGGGGCUUUGAACGAAGGGAAAUCAGUGUAUCAUAUCCCAGUCGGACUCGACAGACCAGAAGAGCUCUAUCUUACGCUGGGGCGAGCCUGCCGCAAAGAUCUCAUAGGAACUCAUUUUGAGACCUGGUUAAUCCACCAUAAACAGAAAAUUCUGGAUAUUUUCGGAGAUGAACACCCAUAUAUUCGAAAGCGCAUAGACCUUGUGACAACCACAAUAGAUUCUUCUCAGUAUGCUUGGUUCGCACACCUAGGCUUCAAAUCUCAGAGACGCCGUUACAUGCGGAUACAAACAUUUUACUUUCGGAGAUUCAAAGUGCCAAAAUACAAUCACAUUGAUGACCUCCAUGAUCUAAUCUCUUGGAGUCAUGUCUCCAUCUUAGUCCCUCACUGGGUACUGCUUUUUUGGUGGCGAAAAUGCCUCGCUUCUAAAGGCCACGGAGAUCCGAGGACCAUCGAACAUCCAGUUAUCUAGUUAUAUAUCUAUUUAACAGUUUAUUACUUCCUGUACUCCGCUCUGUGAUGCCUCGCAUGUUUUUAAAUGUCUGGUAUGUGUUGAACAUAAUUACAUUGUUGUCCAAACA